This is a messenger RNA of Acipenser ruthenus (sterlet), 5280 nucleotides long. Its product is annotated as nuclear receptor coactivator 7-like. Gene Ontology annotation, biological process: response to oxidative stress; regulation of transcription by RNA polymerase II. Gene Ontology annotation, cellular component: nucleus. The transcript has 16 exons. The record is from RefSeq and is a predicted model, not a curated record. Bases 508 to 3105 code for a protein of 865 amino acids. NCBI's taxonomy places the organism in Eukaryota, Metazoa, Chordata, Actinopteri, Acipenseriformes, Acipenseridae.
UUCAAACAAAUCCCAGAACAACAGGCUGUGCUUCACAAAACGUCACAAUGUCUGAGGAGGAGUCGGGGAAAGGUGGUCUGUUUUGGAAACUGCUGCUGAACAAGCGAGGAAAAUGUAAAAAAAACAGUCUGCUGUGUGGAACAAAAAAUAAAUAAUAAUACUAGUGUAACUAUUUGAAUGUUGCUUCAUGGAUUAAACGGUCCUGUGUGAGGAGGAAUGUGGAGGUGGUGUGGACUUUGCGGUUUUCUUUUCCGCCGGUCUGUACCUUUCUUUGUUGGAUGCUUUUCCAUUUCAAUCUUGCAUUGCAGUCCCCUGACUGAGAUUGGUUCAUCAUGAUAAGGAUUUGCUUUCUGGACUGAGCGCUGCAUUGGAAACAAGAUAAUAAGUCCUUGUGUAACUCAAAAUGAAGUAAAUGCACAUAGGGAAUGAAAAUGAAGACCUAAGUGUGAAAAGAGAAACAUCAAACCUAAAACAGGGAUAAUAACCUUGGAAGUGGCAGCCUUCACCAUGGAAAAGAAAGAAAGGAAACCAAGUUAUUUUGCAAGGCUAAAGAGGAGAAGGCAGAUCAAACAGUGUUCAGAAACAACCGUGGCAGAUUCCUCCGAUGGUUCCAAACAUGCAGGUCGGGGGAAUCUGGACAAGCCCCCUGCGUCGGACAAGAGCUUGAAACUGGCUUCGGACCCAGCAAAGACAUCUGCCAAAAACAAGGCGAACACUUCUGAUGAAGACAAGAAAAAGAAGAAAAGUGCGAAGGAGAAUAGAUGCACGUAUCUUACAGAAUAUAAUGCAUUUGAUGACAAUAGAAACAAAACCCACGAAAAGAAAGAGAAGAAAAUGGUGAUCCAGAAACCAAACGGCACAGUGGAAUAUAUCGCUGGACCCCAGGACAAUCUGAACUGCAUAGCCUUGAAGUUUAACAUCACCCCAAAUAAACUAGUAGAAAUCAACAGACUCUUCUCACACACCAUCGUCACAGGGCAGAAACUUUAUGUGCCUGUUGUGGAUCAUGAUUCCAACAGAGCCCGUUCGCUCAGCUCAGACAGCCCUGCUUCCCCAAUGUCCUCCUCCGAUGCAGAAUAUGAUAAGCUACUGGACGCAGACCUAGCCAGAAACUCAUCAAAACCCAUCCAGAGAGUCCUAUCGUCAACUUCUGAAGAGGAGGAGCCAGUGACUGUCAAGUUUUUAAAAAUGAGCUGCAGAUAUAUCACAGACGGAAAGGGAGUGGUCGGUGGAGUUAUGAUCGUCACUCCAAACAACAUUAUGUUCGACCCCCAUAAAUCGGACCCGCUGGUGAUCGAGAAUGGCUGUGAAGAGUAUGGUCUCAUCUGCCCCAUGGAGGAGGUGGUCUCCAUUGCCUUGUACAGUGACGUCUCACACAUGAAGAUCAAAGAUGCUCUACCAUCCGACCUACCAAAGGAUCUUUGUCCCCUGUACAGGCCUGGAGAGUGGGAAGACCUUUCUUGUGAUCAGGAUAUCAAUCCUUUUAGCCGAUUCCAGGCCAAGAGUAAAGAGAAACGUCAGGCGUACCUUAGUGACACCGUCACCCCAGUCUUGUAUAGUGCAGAGAAGUCUCACACAGAGCUAGAACCACCUUCCGCCCCACUCACAGAUACAUUGCAUAGUGGGAAAGAAACUGUUGGCAUUCCUAUUGGUAUCAUGAAUGGGAUUGAUGCAAAUAAAAUUACAAUGCAGCUGGAACCUGUUGCAAUAGAAAAAGAGCAGUCUGUUACAGCAUUAGCGUCGGUUCAGGACUCCUCUGUAAACCCUGCACCUGCAGGACAGGUGGAAUUGAGAGAUGAGACUAGUUUAGUAAAUGAACACUCUAAGGAUGUUACUCAGGAACCAUCCGUUCAUCAACCUUUCACAGACGUUCCGAGAGAGGACGAGCAGACUUCACUGAAGGGAAAUGAAUUGCCUGGGCAAGGAAAGCAAGGCCAUGGUUCUCCUCCCAUAACAAAAACCUCCAAAGUUGACUCCAUUGACACGGAGAUGCUUGACAAUGGUAAUAACAACGCAUCUUCAGAUACAUUUGCAAAGGAAACCACUGUCGCAGAGGGCACAAGGGCACACCAGAAUGCCUUGUGUGAUGCACUGAAUGGAAAGGGACCACUGUUACAAUCCUCAGAAGAAGAAAAUCAGCAGAAAGACAGUGAAGCAGAAUUGAAAUCCUGGCUACUUAGAAAGAUACAGGGACCAAUUGAGGAUAUGCUGCCAUCAAAAGAAGAGAAAAGCAAGACGCCCCCAAUGUUCUUGUGCAUCAAGGUGGGCAAACCUAUGAAGAAGACCUUUGCAAAUAAGAGCACGGCUCCAUUGCAGCAGUAUGCAAGGAGAGGGAAGCAGCCUGAGUAUUGGUUUGCUGUUCCCCAGGAAAGGGUGGAUCACCUGUAUGCCUUCUUUGUGCAAUGGUCACCAGAGGUCUAUGGAAAAGAUGCCAAGGAGCAAGGCUUCGUCGUGGUGGAGAAGGAAGAGCUUAACAUGAUUGACAACUUCUUCAGUGAUGCAGUUCCCAAAAGCUGGGAGAUCAUCACUAUCAAUGAGGCAAGGAGACGGCAGAGCUUUGGCAGUAUUGAGGAUGAAGUGGUGGAAGACCUGCUACCAGUCCUGAAGGAUCACAGUGUGCUCUUAGAAGAUGUGCACAUCCAAAAGCUGGCACAGUAUCUACCUGCCAGGACUCAGGAGUAUCCGUGGAGACUGGCAUACAGUACAGCAGUGCAUGGAACCAGCUUGAAAACCCUGUACCGCAACAUGGCAGAUCUGGACAGUCCUGUGCUUCUGGUUAUUAAAGAUAUGGACAAUCAGGUCUUUGGGGCAUUAACAUCACAUCCUUUUAAAGUUAGUGAUCACUGUUAUGGCACAGGAGAGACCUUUUUCUACUCUUUUAAUCCCGAGUUUAAGAUCUUCAGGUGGAGUGGACAAAAUUCUUACUUCAUUAAAGGAGAUAUAGAUUCUCUACAACUGGGAGGUGGAAGAGGACAUUUUGGUUUGUGGCUGGACUCAGACUUGUGUCACGGCUCCAGCUACCCUUGUGAAACCUUCUGCAAUGAACCUCUGUCAAAGAAAGAGGACUUCAUUGUCCAGGACAUUGAAGUGUGGACCUUCGAAUAAACAAGCAAAGAAAAUCACUGAAUGAACUGCCUUAGUUAUGUACGUGGUUUACACACCAGGGGCCACUCUGCAUUUUAGUGUAUUGGUUGGUUGUAUUCCCCAAUGCUGGCUGCCUUAGACCCCAAACGCAAUGCUUGUAAGCCCUGUCUGUGCCACAGCAUGCUGGUGAAUGUGAGCCGCUUUACAAAAGCAGAACCACAAAAAGCUAGCGAGGGACACAAAACAAAGAAAGAAGAGACAUUUGCUUCCUAGUUUCUUCCUUUUACCUUUGUUCAAGUGUGAAUACAUUUACGCUCAGAAUCCAUUAGUAAUGACAGUCAUUACAUGUGUGAGCAUUGAGAGUAAAGGGUAGACAAGAAGACCUACUUUAAAAUCUGUUCAGGUCACGUCCUAUAAGACCUUACGACACUUGCAAUAUUGCUGAUCCUGUCAUACACAACAACUACAUUAAGGGAGUUUUAGGACAUAGCUGUAGUCAACAGUCAUAGGCAACAAGUACACGUUAGUCUACCAUUUAAAUCACAACUUGCAACAUGUUUGUAGCAUAUGCUUGUCACCUACCUCCUUGUGUUUUUGAGGGUUUCAUUUUGGGCAUUUUUUUUUUUUUUAAUACAGCAGACCUGAUUUGAGUAUCUCUCAGGACAUUUCACAAAAACACACAAAACCACUCUAAAAAAUCAUUAGCAGAAAGCUUCAAGCACAUUUCAUUUCAGCAUAACUGUAUUUCUGAGGAAAUAGACAGUGAAUUUUGUAUCCAGGUGCUUUUUACAUUUUGACAUUCAAUUUAUAAAUUUCUUAUUGUCUGUCUGUUCACAUGUCCUAGACUUAUUUCUCUCCUCCUCCAAUUUAUGGAAUGAAAAUACACCAAAAAGAGAAGAUACUGACCAUUAUAAAAUACUGAAAACAUAAGAUGUAGCCUUUUUUUUACUGUUCUGUUUUGUUGUUGUUGUUCAAAAUGUUUAGUUAUUUAUAUUUUAAUGUAUUUGUGUGUGUGUGUGUGUGUCUUUAUAGAUAUAUAUAUACUUUUUUUUUUGUUAAAAAAUUAAUUUUUAAUUUUUUAUAUAUCAGUGCUGGCACUGAAUAUUCAAUAAGCAGCUUUUUUGUGAUGAUUAUAUAUUUUCCUGUUAUUACAGACAUUUCAAACUUGUACACAGUAGAGAAUGCAGUACCGAAAGUAAUUGUUUAACCACACAAAACUUGUUUCAGUAAAUGAUCAGAUUGUGGGCUGCCUACUUUCACAAAGCCAGUCAGAGUUAAUGCUUUGUUGUGGCAUGUUUGCUACAUUGUCUGCGAAAAAUUAUUAGGUGUGAUGUUGUCCACAAUCAAAAUAAUUUGAAACUAAUUGAUGUAAGCAAACAUUUUAAGUUCUGGCAGCCUAAGGAUUAAAACUGAAACAUAGAUGGUCAUCCAAAACUGUGAAAGCUGGUUUAAAGUUUAAUCAUGCUUUUAUUACAAUAUGUGUGAUCUGUUUACAUGUUUCAUCUCGCAUUCCUCUGACUAUAUUUUUGCAGUAAUGCUGUCCAUGGACAGGCAGGCCAGUCUCAGUCUCUGGAUCUAUCGUAAUGAUCCAACUGAGGCAGAUCUUAAUGCCCCUUUAUACUUCCAUCAGGAGUAUCUCUGCGCUGCAUGUGUGUUUUUUGUCAUGUUAAAAAAAGUGGUGAAUAAAUCACCCCUAUACUUGUGAGAGUUCAACUGAUUUGUAACAUAGACAGUCUUGUGUUUGGUUUAUAGUUGGAAACAAUUCCAGCAAAAGGUACAUUUUUAAACCGCUGUUAGUUCACCACGAAGUACAUCUUAUUCUAGAGGAACAUAGUCCUGUCACCAAAGGACAACCCCUGCUUUUGUCUUGUAUAGAGUGUUACUAACUUGUGCUGUUCACAGUUUUAUGAUUACUGUCACACUUCACGUCACGUUUGUGAGAGCAACUAUUUUAGCCCUCAGUCUUAAAAUCGCUAAUGUCUUAUCUGUUAAAGAAAACGAUCUAAGCUUUGCUGACAUAUUUCAAAUAUAUACGUAUUGUUGCAUUACAAUCGCACUGUAUAUAAAAUACACUGAGUACAGUAUUCUUACUAUGUUCUUUGGGAAACUAAAAAUAUAUUCUGUGGUCUUAUCAAGAAUGUAUUCAUUGUAAGACUGUUGCGAUGUUUUCAAUAAAUAAUUGUGUGUUAAUAUCUA